Alligator mississippiensis (American alligator) is the source of this 6622-nucleotide messenger RNA. RefSeq lists its product as uncharacterized. NCBI's taxonomy places the organism in Eukaryota, Metazoa, Chordata, Crocodylia, Alligatoridae. The transcript has 2 exons. The record is from RefSeq and is a predicted model, not a curated record. Bases 5018 to 6400 code for a protein of 460 amino acids.
UGUUAAUCUUAGUGUAAAGAUGUUCUUUCACAUUAUUUCAAGUUUGAUUUAUGUUUGUGCACAAACUUUUCCCAAUUUACAUUUAAUAGAAUACGUUCUUGAUCCAACAAGGUAUAGGUUCCCUGAUUGAAUAUAUAAUAUUAGCUAUUAAUGUUAGGAUACAAUCAUAGACAUUUCUUUGUUUGCUUAAAACCCAAAAUUUUGAUCGUCUGUUGGAUGCAAAUAAACUACCCAUAGGCACAAGAGUGCUUUAGUGUUUGUUUUUCUGGUUUUCUUCUCUCUCCCUUUCACUUACAGAUAAGACUGGAGAAAGAUGUGAUCUAAGAGGUGCAUGAUGGCAGUUCAAUUAUAAUAUUUAAAAUGGUGUAAAGGAUAGUGAGUAGGACUCAUAAAAUUGUAUGCAAGGAAGAAGAGAGAAUCAAGUGCAUGUUUUGACAUGAAAAUGACUUACAUUGUAGCCAAUCCUAACAUUUAUCUUUGAGUUCUCUUACAGUAGCACUUAGUGGGAGCAUCUACACAUUCAUUAAUGCACUGUCAUUACAGUGCAUUAAGUUUAGUACCUGUAAUAGGUACUAAUUUAAUGUGCUGUUAUCAGUGCUACUUUGCAUUAGCACAGAUAAAUGCUGUGUGUGUGAUGCUUAAUGCAUACUGGACUAGAUCUACUGUGCAGUAAUGCAUUAGCAUGGUUCUUGCCAGCCACGCUAAUGCUCAGUAGAAUUAAUCCAAUGUGUAUUAAGCAUCUUAUGUAGACACACCCACUAAGUCUUGUAAAAGCCUUAAGCAUGAGCAGGACUUUGAGAGGCCUUAGCAAUAUGGGGCUGGAAGAGACUUUCUGGGUGAACAAAUACAACUGUUAGCAUCACAGCCACCAUGUCAUAUCAUCUCUUUAAUAAAUUAUCAAACUGCAUCUCAAAAACAGUUGUUUUUUGUCCAUCGCUCCCUUUGAAAGUCUGUUCCGAAACUCAUUAUUAUGAAGCUUCUACUUUCCAAACUAAAUUUCUUCAUGCUAGGUAUCUAAAGGGUAUAAGCUUAAAUCCAAAACCGGGAUCCAUGAACACUGGAUUAGUCAUAGCAGACUAACCAAUCUCUAAGUGCCUACAUUGUUAGCACCACUGUCCACCAGAUAGUGCUUAGGGGUCAUUAAAGCACAAUUAACCCUUAAAUGGAAUGUAAAAUAUGAAUGAAAACAACUCUUUGUCCUAAAAUCAAAGUGUCACUUAAAUUCAGACAACUCGCUGUCUUAAAAUUCAACAGCUUGGACAACUCGUGUCCUAAAUUAAAAUGCAGACAACUCAAUGUCUUAAAUUUGAAGAACUCGUGUCCUAAAAUCAAAGUUUUACUUUAUAAGUAGAACAAGUAUUAUCUUACCAGUUUCUAUAUUGAGAGCGAGAGAAAAAACAUUCAGUACAACAAUCUGACCCAAUCCCAGAUUUUACUUUGCUCAGCAGAAAAGACGGCCACUCAGGUCCUGGAAGCAAAGGGUAUGUUGUGGGCUGGGAGAGUCCAGACAGGUGUUGAAGGCUGGAUUUAUGAUGAUGAUGAUGAACUUUCUUGCUCCUCCCUUUUAUGCUUUUCUUCAACUUCACUCCUCUGAUGACUCUUUGCUUUCAGAUUGGUCUCUCUGCAGUCAGCAUACUGUCCAUCUUUUAUCCCAUCAGCAUAUUCCUUUGUCUAACAGAUCCAAUACAAGCACACCUCUUAAUUUGGCCUUUUUCCAGCGUCUUACUUUGGGCAUUGUCCAUUGGUUUUCCUUAUCACGUUUCAUUAAUAUAUCCAGUUCUUUCAUCCUCUGAUUCAGCUGGUUAGUGCCAAGUUUAGUUGAUUGGAGCUGCUAACAAGGCCAUUUCUAUGUUAUGUUAAAGAAUUUCUCACAGUCAUAAAAAAAUAAGAUAUAACAGAAUGAGCACGUAUGAGCUCUACAAAAACAAUUCAAAGCCAACUAAUAAUAAAAAACAAAAAGUUAAUAAGGACAAAACUUAAGCAAAGAUUGAAUAAGGCUAAAAUAUAAACAAUACUAUAAGCAGGUGCAACUUCAAAGCAUUAAACAUAACAAGCUAUCCUAACACCAUUUUUGACCCAAAAGUUCCUUCGGCACUUACAGUUCUGCUUCCAGACAUGUGAACUACUGCACCAAUCCAAGCAGCUAGACAUCUAUUUCCUGCCUAAACCCAGGAACUAGACGGUGCAGUACCCAGGCUGUAUGAGAGGCCCAGUCUAGCAGGCAAGAUCUGAACACACCAACACAUGCUGACAGGAUCAGAACCUCAGAAAAUGCUUUCUUCUUAAAACUGAGGGUGGUUUGCUACUUACCUUUAAAUGUAACAGCCCAUUGGGUAAAGCACUAAAUCAGGAAGUAGAAGGAGAAUGCUUGGUUUCUAUACCUUCCUUAACCAGAUGGUGUUUUUAAAUACACAUCUUCCAGUUCCCAGGACAAUGCUGGAACUAGCAGGCAAUAACCACUCCCCAUCCCUGCUUUCAUUACUGCCUAUGCAAUUUACCACAACUAGUCACUAGGUUUAAAAAAAAAAAAAAGAAAGUCCUGGGCAUAGGGACCACAAACCUGAACCUCCCUCUUCCACCUGGCUGUCCUGACCAUUAAGCUAGAUUCAGGCCUCCUCCUGUGUUCUUUCUUCCUGGUCCCAUUAAUCUUGCAUCCUUUCUACAUCAACAGGAAGACCACAGUACACCACCACCCAGCCAACCCUGUAGUCUAAUCAUUAGGGCACUGUCAUGGGAGAUGAGAAUUGUGAGUUUGAAUGCCUUCAUACAGAGGAGAUCAAAGACCCUGGAUCUUCCACUUCCUGGGCCAUGCACAGUAAUCCAUUCUACACUGGUCUAGACAUGCCAUGUUUUUCCUCAAGCAGUGGGUGAGCAGCUACUGAAUACUUCUGUCAAUCCAUGUGACUACCAACAUGACCUGCACAGGAACUAGUGCCUGGAUGAGCUGACAGAAGCAAGCAGAGGCCAGUUUUUCUGCAUGAAAAGCUUUGGGAAAACGGAUAAGAAAAAUAAGAUAGAAAAUGUAGGGGAAAAAAAAAGACUAUGAGGUUGCUUGUGCAUUGAAAGAACUUUGAAAAGUGGGAAGAAAGCAAGGGAAAGAAGAAUGAAAAGAAGGCAGAAGGAUUAGAAAAAUUAUGUUGGUCAUGAUUCAAGGGGGAAGAGAAAAUAGGAGGUAAAAAAUUGGAGGAUGGGGUGCCAGGAAAAAAAAUUAAUCAGACUAUGGAACAGGAAACAUGCCACAGAGAAGAGGAGCAAGAGAACUAAAUCUGGCAUGAAGAAAUUAGGAAAAUAUGCAACAGAGGAAGAAGAGUUACUCUUCAGAGGAAUAAAGGAUCCUCAGGAUGCAGAGAAUAUAUGAGAGCAGCAUGGUAUAAUAUAAGGAAAUGAUGAAUGGGAAUGGGGUUGUAAUUAAUAAAUAAAUAUAAAGAAGAAGAGAAAUAAAUCACAAAUUAGUACCUUUCUUCAUUCAAGUCCCUACACUUUGCUGUACUGCCCUGGCUCAAAAGAGGAAGCUGAAAGGAAAGACAUGUCCCAGCUGUCCUUCAGGCUGGGGUGCAGUUGGAGAAUCUCCCAAAUGAUGGUGGCUCUGGAAGACACCACUUGUUUUUCCUUUUAAAAUACUGCUGUUACCCCCCCCUUCCAGGACUUGCACAUUAAAGUGCCUGAAUGUUUACUAAGCUAAGCUGUGUGUUUGUUUAAAAAAAAGUGGGGAUCUGGGGGAACAGGAGUGAAGCACAGACAACUGCGAAGGAGAUGAAGUAGACUGGAACUUUUAAAUAAGCCAAAAUAAAUUAAUUACCCAAUAUUUAUUCAAAUGUAGUAGGAUUUGGACAUUGCCUUACUUAAAUUCAGCUCACAAAGCAUAAAGUAGCUGAUUUGUUAUAGAGAUUUCACAGAGAAUAAAAUAAAUGGUAAUUAAACUAUAAUUUUUAUCAUGAGAUCAUAGGGGCAGGUGUUAUUUUCGACAAAGUAUUUGCUAAAUUGUUAGACUAGACCUCACCAGCUUGAGCUGAAACCUGAGCGGACUUACACCAGAGGGUCACAGCCAGAAUUCCGGUAAUGUGCAGACUUGACUGUUAUCAGUAAUCUUUUAGCUUUCCUUUGAAGGUAAUCUAACCAUCAGUUUAUUCGGAGGUGAGUAGUUUGUCUUACAGCUUCACAGAGAAAAGCGAAACUGUCAUUAGGGUAAAGUCUAACUGGCUGGUGUGUGUACGAACUGAUAUCUCAUCUUUUGAAGUAGAGCUGUAAGGGCUCACGGAAAGAAAAAUGACAGCUUCAGUUGAUCUUUUUGAACAUUUCCAAAAAAAAAAAGUAAUUAGCUUAAUCUCUGCUGCAUAAGUGGGACUUUUCCUAAACCUUUACAAUAUUCAAGAGGAAAUGCUUUGAAAGCAUUCACUUCACUUCCACAAAAUCUUGAAAUGAAGCUAACCUUAAAUAGUCUGACAGUACAAAUAAGGAGAUGAGACAAUUGUACUGAUUGGAGGUGAGGCAAAAAAAGACACCAUGUUUCAGCUUGCCCUGUUUGUAUGUCCUCUCUUAUUCUGAAGGACAUAGAACUUAAAUUUCAGUCAUUUAGCAUCUGUUUCAUCCAGGGUAAGUUGCUUUAAUUUAGCUCCUACUUACUGCAGGGUAGGACCAGGCACAUGAAAUGAUUGCUGAUGCAUUCUCACAAGCAGUAAGUCCUCUUUCCACUUUAAAAUCAGUGUAACUAUUAGAUACUGGACAGAUGAAUCAGCCAUUUUGGAGUAAGGAUGGCCACAUGAACAGGUAAAUGAAUCAGUUCAGAAAAAUUGAAAAGCUACCAAUGCUUCUUUUCAACUUUUGAACUACAUUUUUUGCAAUGUUCUAUUAAAACUGGUUGGGAUCUGAGGUCUGUAGAUCUUAGCCAUUCAAUAAAACACCUAAGUCCAUAUCAUACAAAUAAGAGGAGGAGGGGCUUGCCCACCCUUGCUCUCCUUCCGUCUAACAAGAAAGAGUGUUGAUUCCAAACCUUUCCAGCAACACACUCCUAGCCACCAUGGACGUUACCAGCCUAUACACCAACAUCCCACACCAGGAUGGCAUCCAUGCCUGCCUUACAUAUCUACAGGAACAAGAUUACAACCCAGAAUACAGACCCAAAGAUAUCACUGAGCUUAUACACUUCAUCCUCACACACAACAAUUUCACUUUUAAUAAUCAACACUUCCUCCAGAUGAUGGGAACAGCUAUGGGCACUAAAAUGGCCCCACAGUAUGCCAACCUUUUUAUGAGCCACCUGGAAGAAGACUUCCUCAAGAACUACACCAUCAAACCCUUGCUGUACUUACGAUAUAUCAAUGACAUCUUCAUCAUUUGGAGUGAUAACCUGGAAUCUCUAAUUGAGUUCCACCAGAAAUUCAAUAGUCACCAUCCCUCCACCCGACUUUCUUUAGAAUACUCCAACACCAACAUCCCCUUUUUAGACACAAUGAUCAGUAUCCAGAAGGGUAAAAUACAGACCACAGUAUACAAGAAACCCACAGACCAACAUACAUAUCUGCACAGAACCAGCAAUCACCCGAAACACACCAAAAAAGCUGUGAUAUACAGCCAAGCCCUCAGAUACCACCGCAUCUGUACUGAAGAGAACACCCGGGAUUGCCACCUCACCAAUCUUAAAAAGGCUUUCACCCAGCAAGGACACUCCUCCAGAGAGGUAGAUCACAUGUUUGAAAGAGCCACCUGGAUACCACGUGAAGAACUGCUGCUGUACAGAAGAAAAACACCCACAAAUCACACACCGCUGGUUAUGACCUAUCACCCAUCCCUUGAACCUGUACGGAAAAUCCUCAAAAAAUUGCAACCCAUAUUAGAAAAAGACCCUAUUCUUAAAAAGAUCUUCCCAGAGCCACCCAUCCUAGCCUUCAGACAAGCACCAAACCUCGCCAACCUUAUCACCAGAAGCAAAUUUCCUCAAGCCCAGAACACACCAAAAGGAUCCAGACCGUGCCAUGACAAGAAAUGCAAAACCUGCCAACACAUCUCCACCACCUCCACUAUUACUACACCCCACAACAGAGCCAUCAGCAUCCCAGGAUCUUACAGCUGCACCUCCAAGAAUGUAGUAUACCUCAUCCAAUGCACCAAAUGCCCUGAUGGAAGAUAUGUAGGAGAGACCAGACAACAACUGCACACCAGAAUGAACGCACACCGGAAAUCCAUCAAAGACAGAAACACACAAUUACGGGUGGGGGCACAUUUCUCACAGGAGGGCCACUCUCUCUCCAACCUCUCAGUCCUGAUCCUCAAGGGAAACUUACACAACACUUCCCAGAGACGAGCCUAUGAGCACCAUUUCAUCAACCUGCUGGAUACUAGAGAUCAUGGACUAAACAUAGACAUUGGAUUUUUGAUACAUUACAAUCUGCCUGGCAACUGACUCCCCAGCCCAGCCCAGCCCAGCCGCUGGCUUCUUUACUUUUCAUUCCAUCCAAGAAGAGCACACACCAACUGCUGAAGCUUCCUUAGCCUGACGAAGGGUUUUUGAACCCGAAAGCUUGCUUAAUAACUAUUCUCCAACCAUUUAGGUUGGUCUAAUAAAAGAUAACAAAUUCACCCAAGGAACCUUGUCUGCCUAGAUUCCAAACCUUGCGUCUUUUGU